AUGGUGAAUUUGUGGCUGCAGCCCUCCCCAAGAGACAUUUCACCAGUUGGAAAGAAAAAAAGUAACGAAAAGCACAGUAUUCAGGUUGCUUCUCAACAGGAAGAGAGUGAACCAACACUGCGUGACAUGGCCUUACUUAUUGAACAAGUCACUGGGGUUCCAAUUCCUUUUCAGAAAAUAAUAUAUAAAGGAAAGUCCUUGAAGGAAAUGGAACAGCCGUUGUCAGCACUUGGAGUUAGAAGUGGUUGCAAACUCAUGUUGAUUGGGAAAAGGAAUAGUCCAGAAGAAGAGGCUGAAUUAAAGAAAUUAAAGGAUUUGGAGAAGUCAGUGGAGCAAAUAGCUAAUAAAUUAGAAGAAAUUAAUAAAGAAUUCAUAGGUAUCCAGAAGGGCUUUCUAGCAAAGGAUCUUCAAGCUGAGGCACUGAAACAACUGGAAAAGAGGAUAAAAGGAACUGCUGAGCAGUUCAUGAAGAUCCUAGAACAGAUAGAUGCCAUUAAUCUGCCAGACAAUUUCAGUGAUUGCAAACUGAAAAAGAAGGGGUUGGUGAAAAAGGUUCAGGCUUUUCUUGCCCAGUGUGAUACAGUUGAAGGAAAUAUCGGUCAAGAAAUGGAUAAACUACAAUCAAAGAACUUGGCACUGGCAGAAUGAGGCAUCACUCUACCUAGGAGAAAUAAUUGCUCUAUGAGCAAGAAGAAAAGUUUGCUCUUUGUUUUGGAGCACAUAAUCAGCUUUUUUUUUUUUUUAGCCCAGUCUAUUUCGACGGGAACUAGUCAGUCAUUACUUGCUGGUUGUCACAUUUGCCACUCGGUUAAAGCUGUUCUUUCCAAAAGGAAAAAAAAUCCUUUUUUUCUUCAGAAAUCCUUCCUGAAGAAAUAGAGAAAUGUUUUUGUGGUGGGUGGUCAUGUAUUAUUAUUAACUCAAUAUUGUAUUAUGUUAUAAAAUUCCCUUGGGAGGGCAAGUUUGGACCAUUAUUUUCUCUCUUCAGUGUCCAUAAUGUUUUAAAUUAAUUUGCAGCUUGGAAAUCAAAAAACAGGUUUGGAAACUUUACAAUUUACAUCAUUUCAGGUGUAAGACUUGAUCUAACUUUACUGAAAAAGGCAAGCUGAGACAAGAGUUGGGAAAUCUACUAUUCUAAUAGCAUUCUUUUAGAGCAAUAAAAAAUACCUGACAUCCAUACCUAUUUAAUACUUGUUUAUGUUCAUAAAUAUAGGAAAGCUUGAGUACAGUGGAGGUGGUGGCUAUUUUAGCCUUAAAUUGUCUUAAAAAAUGGAACAUACUCUAACAUGUAUGGUACUAAUUUAUAACUACUGUUUUAAAUUUCUGUGAGCUUCUUGAUACUGUUGUUUUUCUUUAUACACAUUUCUGCUAUACUGUGUGUAUUUAUAGCAUAUAUAUUUUUCUGCAGUGCUAGUAAAAAUGUGAUGCUGUUCUUACAGAAGGGGGAUCAGUUAAAGCAAGCUGUGGGAUUGGAGCUAUUUUAUCAGUUUUCUUUGAGUUCAUGAUGCUCUGUUUUAAUGCAAUGAUUAUUUUUAAUCCCUUGAAGAGAGUAAGUGGAUGAAUAUAUACAUAAUGUGUUUUACAAGGUGACAUUUCAACACUAGUUGUUUUUUGGUGUUUUUUUUUUUAAAUACACUGCCCAAGUUAGCUUCUCCAUAAAGAGAGCUGCCCUUUUACAGCUGCCUGUAACAGAAAGACCCAUCACAUACAUAUCCAGUGCUUUGUGACAAAGGAAGCAGUGACCAGUGGGUCCUGAGCCUUUGACAAGCUUGAGUGCCCUCAACUCAUGGGAGUCAGGGGAAGUAGAAUAUGUUCAGGACAGGCCCUCAGAUAAAUGCCUGAGUAUCUCUCCUUUCCAGGUAUGUUAAGGUAAAGUCUCUUUACAAGGAAAAAUGUUAAGUGUAAAGAAUUAAACAAAUCCUAAUAAAGUAAGAAACCUCAAUGUGGAUAGUCCUCCAAUAUGACUCAAAUUCCUGAUUGGAGGACACUUCCCUAGUGAUGAACUGUCAUCAGAGAGGUGUGGAGUACAUCUGUGUUAAAAGUAGUAGCUGAUAACUUACCACGUGUACGUGGAUGAAGUGACCAUUUUUUUCCAGUUAAAUGGCAGUUUUCUAUCAGCUUUUCAUUUUAAACAAUUUUCAAGGUCUGUAGAAUAUUUUAAUAAGCUGGAGCUUGACAACCACUGUUGGUUAAGAUGAUUUAUUUGGUGUUUCUCAGCAUCAAUGUUUUUAUAAGAAUGAUUUUUAAGAUUAAAAAAUCCUGACGUUAGGACCAUGAUGUCAGCUUUUAGUACUGGCAUCAUAGUCUGCCAUGUUCACAUGGCCCUCCUGUAUUAGAGGAGAAGACUUCUAGUCAUUCCUAUGGAGCCUUGGUUAAGUAUAGCAAAAGUAUUGCUGCCUCUUGGCCAGAUCUUGCUAGCACUUAAACCAAUGGCAACAGUCCCAUUUAAUUCUGUUAGCCUCCAUUAUUAGGUGGUAAAUUAGUCCUCAUCUGCUCCAAAGGUAAAUGUUUUAACUACUUACAUGUUCAGGGGUGUCUGUAGUAUAGCGGAGUAUGUCGUUCUCUCCUGGUCAGGGCACGGGUUGCAUCUAGCUCUGUAACUUCUUUCUGUCCUGAGCAAAAGCAGUCAGAUCUUUGUAGUAUCAAGGCAGUUCAGUAAUAAUGGGCAAAGACUUCUUCACUUACUGUAAAUGUUAAGUGAAAUUUAUUAAGAUAUACUGUAAGAUACUAAUUUCUGACUGAAGAAUUUGAAGAACAUGGGCAUUUUGUUGCAUCUGUUUUCAGAUUUAUUAUGCACUGAAAGUUGUUAUUUUGAUAACCAAAUGUAAGAAUGGGUUAAUUAUUUUUUUAACAAAUGAAUGACUUUGCAUGUAGCAAGCUUCCCAAAGAUUUUAGUGUGGCUUGACUAGCGAAUAAUAAUAGUUUCUGAAGUAUGAGGUUUACAUUUGAUUUCACCUUCCCCAUAACACUGGCCUUAAUCUUUUGGGGUGGGGGGAGGAAAAACAAUAUUUUCCAUAUUGGCAAAAGUGAAAUGAACUAUUUUUGGAGAAGGGGGAGUAUAGGAAAAAAAUUGAAAUCAAUGGGAAUUUGGAAGAAUAAGAUGGGAUUCUGAAAUCAAACUUAAGCAAUACUCCUAUUAAUUAUAUAGGAUAGGCACACUACCCAUUCUGGUACUGAAUCAACUUUCCUUUACUUUAUAGACCUUUCCCCUGUCUCGGAAAGUAAAUAAGUUAUUUGCUUGGUAUUCAAUUCACUUAUCUCAGUAUUUUGUACCAAUUAUUAUUAUUUUGGAUCUGUUUGCACAUUUCAGGUUGACAUGCAUGCAGUGUCUUUCAUAGAAGACAACCUGUAUUGGAAGUUGCGAGUAAAACAACGCCUCUCUACUUUCCCUCCCACAAGUCCCCUUUUGGCUGCAAUAUGAUGUAAACCAAAACUGACAUCCUUAGAGCUGUAGAACCUCAGAGAAACAGGACUUCUUGUUCAUUAACUCUGAAGAAUAACAUAAACAUGUCAGACUUUUAGUGGUGUUGUCUAUGACUCAAGUUCUGUAAGUUACACUAUUGUAAAUCUGGAGUAAUGCCUUUGUAUUCAUCAGUGUUGCUCCCAAUUUGCAGUGGUCCAUGUAACAACAUAGAAUUUGUUGGGAUACUUUGGUUAACUUAUUUGUGUCACAGUGAAUGAAGGGAAAAAAAAUAAAAUGUGGAAAAUGCAA
Alligator sinensis (Chinese alligator) is the source of this 3709-nucleotide messenger RNA. RefSeq names its product BCL2 associated athanogene 1 (gene BAG1). Gene Ontology annotation, biological process: protein stabilization. The coding region runs from base 1 to 648 and encodes 215 amino acids. Gene Ontology annotation, molecular function: protein-folding chaperone binding; adenyl-nucleotide exchange factor activity. The transcript is spliced from 8 exons. The record is from RefSeq and is a predicted model, not a curated record. NCBI's taxonomy places the organism in Eukaryota, Metazoa, Chordata, Crocodylia, Alligatoridae. Gene Ontology annotation, cellular component: cytoplasm; cytosol; membrane.